Molecule: messenger RNA, 1440 nt
Organism: Coniosporium apollinis CBS 100218
Lineage: Eukaryota; Fungi; Ascomycota; Dothideomycetes
Exons: 1
Coding region: 1-1440 (479 amino acids)
Source: RefSeq, a predicted model, not a curated record
AUGGGUGAGAUUUACCAGCUAGCAGCAAACACUGUUGUAUAUGUUGGGCCCAGCAUCCCGUCCACAGAAAGAGCCAUUCAGUUCAUGUCAAAGCUGGAAGCAUAUUUUGAUUCCCUACAAACUUCCGACAACAGUACAAAAUUGAAAGAAUUCUCUUUGGAGCAUCUCUUCCAGACGACUUCAACCUCAAGACAGUCUGAAGACUGGUUAGCACUUCGAGACCAUCUUGCCCGCCCGUGGUUCACCAGGACCUGGAUUAUUCAAGAAGCGGUGUUGUCCGAUGAACUCGAUUUCAUCUGGGGCGAACUUUCGCUGCCAUGGGAGCGCCUAGAGAAGUUUUGUGGUUACGAGCGCCAGUUCAGGUUUGGAAUACUACUCUACGAGGUUGAUCCGAUAGGACGAAAAGUGGUUUCGGCGAUGAAGAACAUCGACAAGCUCAAGCAGAAUCGAGCCGGGUUCUCUCGGGGCUGGAGAUGCACUAUAUCAUUUGCCCUGUACUGUUGCGAUGAGAGUGGUGCGUCAGAUUCCAGAGACAAAGUCUACGGCCUGCUAGGUCUGCUGCACGAUCCUCGUUCCGCGUCAGGUAGUAGGAUAGUUCCGGAUUACUCCAAGACGCCAAGCACGAUAUACACGGAGAUUACACAGGAGUUCACCGCUGCGAAAGAUAGUUUCGAUCUGGUUUACGCCGCAGGGAUUGGUCACAUAAGAGGCAUCGAAGGACUCCCCUCAUGGGUGCCUGAUCUCUCUGGGCCACUAGCAAUGUACCCUGCGCAGAGCCACGGUGCAGGCAAGGGCCACACUUUCGGUCUUUUGCCGAUCCGGUUUGAACAGAACGACAUGGUGAUACAGGCAUUCCUGGUCGACAGAGUCGAAUCGGUCGCCAGCUUUCCUCCCGCUAUAUGGUCUGCAGUGGAUAUCGAGGACGACCCAUUGCCUAUCGGUCACAUUCAAGGCGCUAUCGACCUCAUGAAGGAAUUCCACAGCGGGUUCUGGUCCGACUCGGUUUUUGACAUGUUCUCCAGAACGCUGGUAGCGGAUACGGACAUAUUUCUUGAGCACGAGCCGAGCAGAUACGCCGCUGUUUGUGAGAGCCUCGAUGUCGUCCGUCGUAACGGUAUCCGUGGCUCUCCGAUGGCAACGAGCAACAUGUCAAAGCAUGAUCGGCACAAAUAUCUGACAGCUGUUGCCGCGCAUCCGGGCUCAGGUAACAUCCUAUGUAUGGCAGCGAAGAACUCCCUAGGGAUCGUUCCACGUUUCACGGCAAAGGGGGAUCUCGUCUGUGUCUGUCCAGGGUCUAAAGUACCCUUCAUUGUCAGAGCAACGGGUCUGUCGUCGGCUGGGAAAGAAAUCUUUCGCCUUGUAGGGGGUGCGUUCUUCCUCAGCUUGAACAAUGGCGAAGGGCUUGGGGUCGGCCCGCUUCAGGAGAUCAUUUUCCGGUAG